Macaca mulatta (Rhesus monkey) is the source of this 3291-nucleotide messenger RNA. RefSeq lists its product as uncharacterized. NCBI's taxonomy places the organism in Eukaryota, Metazoa, Chordata, Mammalia, Primates, Cercopithecidae. Gene Ontology annotation, cellular component: nucleus. The record is from RefSeq and is a predicted model, not a curated record. Gene Ontology annotation, biological process: regulation of transcription by RNA polymerase II. Gene Ontology annotation, molecular function: DNA-binding transcription factor activity, RNA polymerase II-specific.
CACUUGAACCCCCAGGGUGGAGGUUGUGGUGAGCCCAGAUCGCGCCAUUGCACUCCAGCCUGGGCAAAAAGAGCGAAACUGUCUCAAAAAAGACUGUGGAAAGAUAUGAAGACAGAGUUUUUUCUCCUGUCACCCCAUCAGUUUUUGUUCACUGUCUAAUCUCUGGAAGGAAGGUGGGCAACAGGUGGCCAGCAGUGGUCUGUGUGUGGUUAUCUUAUUCUUGCUGCUUUCUGCUUUUUUUUAUGACCACUAUCUGUUCCAACCUGGGAACUGAGGAGAGAUGUUGGUAGGAAGAGGCUUUCCCCCACCUCUGAUGUGCAGGCCCUUCAUUCAGCUGACAUCUCAGCUGCACUUCAAUAUGGCAGCUAUUGGCCACGUGUGGCUACUGGGUGCGUGGAAUGUCGCUGGUCUAAACUGCAAUGUGCUAGAAAGGUAAAAUACAGAGUUAGUUUCAAAGAUUUAGUUUAUAUAUAUAUAUAACUUUAUAUUAUAUAUAUAAACUUUAUAUAUAUUUCAUUAUUGCUCACAAACUGAUAAUAUUUUGGAUAUAUUGGGUAAAUUAAAUUGUUACAUCAACACCUUUUUCUUGUUUCUUUUUAAAGUUGGCUACUAGAAAGUUUAAAAUUCACAUGUGGCUUAUAUUUUAUUUCAGAGGGGUUGCCUUUUUAAAAAAAUCUCAGGCUGCUUGCUCAAAUGCCAGAAGCCAGGAAGAUCAUCAAAACUGAAAUUUUAAAAUUAUUGUUAUAUAUUUUUCCUUUGUGAAUAGCCAUAUAGUAUAUUAUUUAUAAAUACAUGAAACCUUAUACACGAGGUUAAAUGCAAAUACCCUCCGGGGUGGGCCUGGCUCGGCUCAGGGAGGAAGGCCUGCCUGAAAAGGCUGCAGCUUAGGCUGUCACUCUUACUUCAUUCAGUCCAGCAUUUGGCCAAGUCUUCUGUCACUCAAGGCCUGAAGCGGCCGGGCCUUAGACGGUUUCCAAUCAGGGACGCUGAGCUGGGGACUGUCCAAUCAGGCACGCAGCUGGAGCGGACAGGGCGGCUUCCGGGAUUUGGCGGGGCCUUUGUCUCUCGCUGCAGCUGGAGCUCUUGGUCUCGUCUUCCCUGCUCUGAGUCUCCCUGCUCCUAGAGGCCCAGCCUCUGUGGCCCUGUGACCUGCAAGUAUUGGGAGAUCUACAGCUAAGACGCCAGGGUCCCCCUGGAAGCCUAGAAAUGGGACCGUUAACAUUUAUGGAUGUGGCCAUAGAAUUCUCUGUGGAGGAGUGGCAAUGCCUGGACACUGCACAGCAGAAUUUAUAUAGGAACGUGAUGUUAGAGAACUACAGAAACCUGGUCUUCCUGGGUAUUGCUGUCUCUAAGCCAGACCUGAUCACCUGUCUGGAGCAAGGCAAAGAACCCUGGAAUAUGGAGAGACAUGAGAUGGUGGCCAAACCCCCAGGUAUGUGUUGUUAUUUCGCCCAAGACCUUUGGCCAGAGCAGAGCAUAAAAGCUUCUUUCCAAAGAAUAAUACCAAGAAAAUAUGAAAAAUGUGGACAUCACAAUUUACAGUUAAAAAAAGGGUGUAAAAGUGUGGAUGAGUAUAAGGUGCACAAAGGAAGUUAUAAUGGAUUUAACCAGUGUUUGUCAACUACCCAGAGCAAAAUAUUUCAAUGUGAUAAAUAUGUGAGAGACUUUCAUAAAUUUUCAAAUUCAAAUAGACAUAAGACUGAAAAGAAUCCUUUCAAAUGUAAAGAAUGUGGCAAAUCAUUUUGCGUUCUUUCACACCUAACUCAACAUAAAAGAAUUCACACUACUGUCAGUUCCUACAAACUUGAAGAAUGUAGCAAGGCUUUUAAUGUGUCCUCAACGCUUUCUCAACAUAAAAGAAUUCAUACAAGACAGAAACACUACAAAUGUGAAGAAUGUGGCAUAGCCUUUAACAAGUCCUCACACCUUAACACACAUAAGAUAAUUCAUACUAGAGAGAAAUCCUACAAACGUGAAGAAUGUGGCAAAGCUUUUAACAUAUCCUCACACCUUACUAAACAUAAGAUAAUUCAUACUGGAGAGAAUGCCUACAAAUGUAAAGAAUGUGGCAAAGCUUUUAACCAGUCAUCAACCCUUACUAGACAUAAGAUAAUUCAUGCUGGAGAGAAGCCCUACAUAUGUGAACAUUGUGGCAGAGCUUUUAACCAAUCCUCGAACCUUACUAAACAUAAGAGAAUUCAUACUGGUGAUAAACCUUAUAAAUGUGAAGAAUGUGGCAAAGCCUUUAAUGUGUCCUCUACCCUUACUCAACAUAAGAGAAUUCAUACUGGGGAGAAACCUUACAAAUGUGAAGAGUGUGGCAAAGCCUUUAACGUGUCCUCAACUCUUACUCAACAUAAGAGAAUUCAUACUGGAGAAAAACCAUACAAAUGUGAAGAAUGUGGCAAAGCCUUUAACACAUCCUCACACCUUACCACACAUAAGAGAAUUCAUACCGGAGAGAAACCCUACAAAUGUGAAGAAUGUGGCAAAGCCUUUAACCAGUUCUCACAACUUACUACACAUAAGAUAAUUCAUACUGGAGAGAAACCCUACAAAUGUAAAGAAUGUGGCAAAGCUUUUAAGCGGUCCUCAAACCUUACUGAACAUAGGAUAAUUCAUACUGGAGAGAAACCCUACAAAUGUGAAGAAUGUGGCAAAGCUUUUAACCUAUCCUCACACCUUACUACACAUAAGAAAAUUCAUACUGGAGAGAAACCCUACAAAUGUAAAGAAUGUGGCAAAGCUUUUAACCAAUCCUCAACCCUUGCUAGACAUAAGAUAAUUCAUGCUGGAGAGAAACCCUACAAAUGUGAAGAAUGUGGCAAAGCUUUUUACCAAUACUCAAACCUUACUCAACAUAAGAUAAUUCAUACUGGAGAGAAACCCUACAAAUGUGAAGAAUGUGGCAAAGCCUUUAACUGGUCCUCAACUCUUACUAAGCAUAAGGUAAUUCAUACUGGACAGAAACCCUACAAAUGUAAAGAAUGUGGCAAAGCUUUUAAUCAAUGCUCAAACCUUACUACACACAAGAAAAUUCAUGCCGUAGAAAAAACUGACAAAUAUGAAGAAUGGACCGGGCGCAGUGGCUCACACGUGUAAUCCCAGCACUUUGGGAGGUCAAGGCUGGUGGAUCAUGAGAUCAAGAGAUUGAGACCAUCCUGGCCUACAUGGUAUUUAGUAGUCUCUAUUUAGUAGUCUCUACUAAAAAAUACAAAAAUUAGCUGGGUGUGGUGGCGCAUGCCUGCAGUCCUAGCUACUAAGGAGACUGAGGCACGAGAAUCCCUUGAA